UCAAGUGUCAAGGAUUGACAAAGUUUGAUGCAGUUUUUAUGUUUUGAUAAAAUAAACCUGAAAUUAUUUAACAUUUUGUGGUCUUAAUUCUUCAGAAAUAUCAAAAUCUUAAAAAAUGAUUGACGUAAAAACUAAAAUUAAUUCUUUCUUUAUUUUUAACUCUAGUUUUGGGCCCCGGGAAGGCGAUGAGCUACAAAGGAUAUUAUUCUAUCAUCCUAGCCAGGCGAGUGCUGAUACCCAGAAGAUGCAAGUCGGGCUAUGUGAAGCUGUAGUCAAAUUCAUGCUAACUUUUUCAUCAGAACCUUGUGAAGCUUUACAAACACAGACAAAAAGAUAUAUCUUCUAUCAACCAGAAAAAGGAUAUUGGAUGGUUUUGGUAGUCAGAAUACCAUACACAACAAAGGCAUUGUCAGCGAUUGGCGAAAGUCGAGGAGCCGAUGUUGUUGAUCCCUCUGUGAUGUUUGAAUUACUCAAAGCUGCUUACAAGAUGUUCAGAAUGUUCAAAGGGCUUUUCAAAGAUUACACUACUGAGGAAAUAUACACAGUUUGUGACCAUUUCUUCACACCGUACAUAACUUCAAGAAAUCUUUCAAAUGAUAUCACAGAUGUUAUUCAAGGAAUCAACUAUUUGCCUUUAGACAAGAACUCAUUCUUCAAAGUGCUCUGUUUUAUCGACAUAUUAGAAGUUAACUACCCGCAGUUCAAAUGUAUUUCUUUUAUUUACAAUGAACAACUUAUAUGGAAUGGCUUAGCAACACAAGACAUGUUAACAUUAUACCAAUACUUGGUGCAGUCAUUAUUACCAAGACAAGUUGAAAAGGAGAUCCAAGGAGGUGCAGUAGCAGCGGCACAGAGACAUGGCCGGUUCAUCCAUCCGCCUGAAGGUAUCCACAGCCAAGAGGACUUGCAGAAACUGGUUAAAGUACACGUCAUGAAAGAAGAUGACUUGGAAACGAAACAGUAUUAUUUGGUCAUCUACAGAACUAUGAGUGCUACUGUUUGUUUCACUGUUGAUGUUGAUGUGGAGCUACAAUUCGAAAUGUUCAGAUCACUGGAUGCAUUUAUUGGACCUCAACUCUCUGGUAUAGCAUCUACUAUAAGUGAGCAAUGCACAUUACAUGCACUGCAAACUGCACAGCUGGCUAUCUCUGAACACAAAUUUGUGUACUUUAACAGAUUGAAUUUAGCAUUUAAAAGUUCUCCACCAAUGAGCAAAUUACACCCAUCUGCUGCAAUAAAGCCUGAAGUUUUAAGUAUAAUUUCAAAUAUACACUCUGAGAAAGAAAGCCUUGGAAACUAUGGAGAAAUUAUAAUCAAAACUCCAGAUGAGUACUGGAUCACAGGGAAGGCAUCUAAUGACAGAGAGUUUUAUGUUAUCAUACAAGAGAAGAAUGCCAAUCUCAAAGAAAUAGCAGAUGAAGUACGCCGGAUAUGUGAAGCUCAAAUGAAGGGGAUAUUCUUUUAUCCUAUGUAAAUACUAUGAAUUUCUGGAGUUUAAAGGAAAAAGUAUUAGGUAUUCAAAUUGUCUCAAUCAACUAGUAACAGAUUAAGUUUUUCUUAUUUAUAUUAUUGAAUGAUUAUGCAAAUGCAAUGUAAAUAAUGUUAUCUUGUUACCUGCCAAUAAAUGUAUUUUAUAAAAAAUAAAACAACUUUUUGUCUUA
Messenger RNA from Helicoverpa zea (corn earworm), 1661 nucleotides. It is a transcript of the gene Ccz1, whose product is annotated as vacuolar fusion protein CCZ1 homolog. Gene Ontology annotation, cellular component: intracellular membrane-bounded organelle; Mon1-Ccz1 complex. Bases 116 to 1474 code for a protein of 452 amino acids. The transcript is spliced from 11 exons. The record is from RefSeq and is a predicted model, not a curated record. Gene Ontology annotation, biological process: vesicle-mediated transport. NCBI's taxonomy places the organism in Eukaryota, Metazoa, Arthropoda, Insecta, Lepidoptera, Noctuidae.